Solea senegalensis (Senegalese sole) is the source of this 4402-nucleotide messenger RNA. Its product is annotated as hyaluronan-binding protein 2-like. The transcript is spliced from 13 exons. Bases 65 to 2173 code for a protein of 702 amino acids. NCBI's taxonomy places the organism in Eukaryota, Metazoa, Chordata, Actinopteri, Pleuronectiformes, Soleidae. Gene Ontology annotation, biological process: proteolysis. The record is from RefSeq and is a predicted model, not a curated record. Gene Ontology annotation, molecular function: calcium ion binding; serine-type endopeptidase activity.
AUUAUUCCUGGAAAAUGAUUACUAAAGACUGCAGCUAAAAUCAAUAACUGACUCAUCAACAAAUAUGGAUGACAGACAGCCCCCGCUGAAUCAAAGGUUAGUGUACCAACACAAAUGGUUAGAACAGUGUGAGUGUUCUGCCAGAGAGCACUCUCCUUUGACUCUUCUGGAUGUCAUCGGAUCGUCUGCCAUCAUGCAUUUAAAGCUCCUCUUCUUUUGCCUGCUCUUGGCAGCGCUGCUCAUACCUGCCGAUCUGAAACCUAAAAAGGACAAAAAGCAUCGACACCGACAUCGACAUGGCCAUGGUCAUGCCCAUGGCCAUGAUCAUGAUGGACAUCAUAGACAUGAGAAAAAGAAAAUAAAAUUUGACGAGAUUAUUGCGGAUUAUUUCUUUCAGAUCAUUGAGCGAGCUAAUGGUGAUGACGAUGAUGAGGACGAUGAUGAUGACCGCAGCUUUUUAGACUGGAUUUUUGACCUUCAGGAGCCACAAGGUGACUGUGACCCAAAUCCUUGCUUACACAAUGGAGUGUGUGAGCAGAAAGGCAAGAAAAAAAUCAAAUGUGACUGUCCCAAACCUUUCAAAGGAAGACGAUGCGAGAAAGGUCCAAAAGCUUGUAAGAGAGGUAGAUGUGGACGUGGUGAAUGUGUGCUGACUUCAACUGACCCCUUUUAUGAAUGCAAGUGCAAGGAGCCAUUCCAGCCACCAAGGUGCUUAAGAGUGGCACCGUGUGAGAAUUCACCAUGUAAAAAUGGUGGAACGUGUAUCAGGGAUGGUAACGACUUUGACUGCCAGUGCGCUCCAGGGUACAGAGGACGCUUUUGCCAUGUUGGCCCUGAUGACUGCUAUGUGGACGAUGGAGAGUCAUAUCGUGGCAAUGUGAGUGAGACAGAUGAUGGUGAUGAAUGCCUAUACUGGAACUCACACUUUAUCCUGGAUAAAGGAACAAAUCCUUUCAGCUCCUUCGAGGACCCAGAGGGACUUGGCCCUCACAACUUCUGCAGGAACCCAGAUGGGGAUAGAAUGCCCUGGUGUUUCUACAGAAGGGGCCGCAAGUUGCGGUGGGACUACUGUGAUGUGACCGAGUGUCCUGAGCCAACAGAUGUGACACCAACUGAUAUAAUUCCCACCGUCCCUGAUCCGAGUGCCUAUCCAGAACCUACAAAACCUGAACCUACAGCAGAAAUCAAGCCAACAACCCCCAAACCCUCAAUGACUACCAAUCCCACUGUAACUUCUAAACCCCCAGUGACUUCUAAACCCCCAGUGACUACUAACCCCCCCAUGACUACUAAACCCCCCGUAACUACUGAAGGCCAGGCUCCACAGCCUACUCCUGUAGCCACUGAAGGUCCUACCAUCCCCAGUACCACUGCGCUGCCUAAACAGUUCUCCACCUGUGGAAUGCCUCAGGCAAAACAAGCUAUUACCCGAAUCUUUGGAGGUCUAAAGGUUGCUCCUGGGGCUUUACCCUGGCAAGUGUCUUUGCAAGUGAGACCAAUGAACACCAACCUGCCACACAGACACAUCUGUGGAGGAGUUCUCAUUGCCAGCUGCUGGGUACUGACAGCAGGACACUGCAUUGAUCAAAGAAAGGACAUGCAGGUGGUGUUGGGAAGUCUGUCACUGAAUGUGGAGGAACCCUCAGAGCAAGUCCUACGCGUUGAAGAGGCUAUUGUACAUGAGAACUUUAGGGAGACUCCGAAAGCUGUGUACAAUGACAUAGCUGUGCUGAGGCUGAAUGGUACUGACGGUGUUUGUGCCACUGAGACCCAGUUUGUAAAGACAGCCUGUCUGCCUGAUGCCAAACUGCCUGAUGGGAAGGAGUGUACCAUUUCUGGAUGGGGUGCCACGGAGGACUCCGAGUCUGGUUCCAACCACCUGCUGAAGGCCAAUGUUUUGCUGAUCAACCAGGAGAAAUGCGCUGAAGAAGCUGUUUAUGGUAAAACGUUGGAUAAUACCAUGUUCUGUGCUGGUUACCUGCAUGGAGGUGUGGAUUCCUGCCAGGGUGACUCUGGGGGACCACUGACUUGUAAGGAGAACAAUACCAGUGUUGUUUAUGGUGUGGUGAGUUGGGGAGACCAAUGUGGGAAGAAGAACAAGCCUGGGGUCUACACACAGGUCACUCACUUCUUGGACUGGAUCAAAUUGAAGACUCAAGCAACAUUUCCGUAAGAAUAUUCCAGUCAGUGUACCCACAGGCCUGCCUGGGAAUGGAACAAAUCCCAUUCAUAAUGUUAAGCUUUUGAAUUAUGAAUUUUGUUUUUUUGCGCAAUAUUUUCUUAGUCCAUCAUCUUUACAUCAGUCAAUGGUCUCUCGGUUCUCCAGUCCUUGAAGAAAUGGAGUCAAAGUUUUAAAGUGUCCAGACAUUUACAGCCCACAAAUGCUUUUUGUCUUCAGUGUUUCUUUAUGCUGUUUAUAUUUGUCUUUACAUCCUCAUCAGGCCCAAGGUUGGCUCGUCUGAACUCAGAUAAGAGUUGUACCGAAACCCACAAAUGACAUCAAUUGUCAUAGGUAUCUGCUGCUGUGCCACUUUUUUUUUUUAAGAAAAAAAGCUUUUUGUUUUUGAAGAAGCCAGUGCUCAAAAAAAUUCUGCUCAAAAUCAAAUAAAGUUUAAUUUUCUCCUUUUCUAAACACUAUUUAAAAACUCUUUGUGUCAUACAAGGUUCUGCUAAUGAGCCACAAAGCAAAUUAAAGAGUCAAAGUAAACAGAUACAGUACAUACACAGUAGUGUGUGAAUUAUGUUAUUCAACUGCACAAGACAUUCUAUUUGCUUCAGUAGCUCUGUUGGUCCACUAGCAUGUGAGAAUAAAGGAGCCCCUGUCCUUCAUGGUCUAGUGAGUUGAUGAUACAGUUAUACAAAGAAGAAAGUAGUUUAAGAUUACACACGGGUCAUUGACUUCCUGAAAUACAUUAGAACAAACACGAGAGCUAGAUUUUUGCACAGAGCAAAAAUGCUGUUUGAUGAUGCACCUGACUUGCAAUGUCCUCAGCAUGUGACAUAGGAAUUAUUAUAUAACUAUGAAGAACCAUAAAAUAAUACCUACCGUACAGCUUUUAUAGUGUCACAUUGUAAUUUGAUGUGAACAAAAGUUUAAAUAAUUGUGAAAAAAUAUUGGUGAAGACAAAACAGAGGUUGAUACUGAAUACAUUCUAACAUCCCAGAUGUUCAGUCUUCACCUAGAUCUGGAUUUCUCAGGGGUCUUUUAUCCAGAACAAGGUAAGAGGCUGGUGGUUCAGUCCGUUCACAUCAAUGCAUGGGUUUAACAUGGGAUACAGAGGCUCCUUGCACUGCACACAGAAUGAGUGAAGUAGGGUCAUUGCAUCAGCAUUGUAGAAUGACAACUCCCCCUUUUGAAGAUUGGCCAGUAUGCCCAGCUUUUUAACUCUCUUUCCCACUGACAAUUGCUUCUCCUGGGUAUCAUGCAGAGCCAGGUACUGCCCGUCCCCAUGGUAGAUGCACCAGAAUGUGUUGUUUACUUGACUUGAUUCAUCUUCUUUGUUAACUGGCCCAGUGGUCACACCUAUCAGCCAGUACAGUUUCUCCUGGACUAUGAUCUCCCAGUAGUGCUGGCCAGCAGCAAAGCUUUCUUGAGUGAGGACACUGUACUGGGAGUCAUAUGGUUGCUGGCUCGCAGCCUCAGUGAUAGGCUGUCUUCUCCAGCACACUUGCCUCCCAUCCUGGGAUAUUUCCAGUUUUGGGUGGGCUGUUUCGGUGUCCAGGGCAGGAGAACUUAGAUCUGCAAAUGAAAAUGAGCGUUCAGAGCGAAACUGCAGCGAUAGUCAGGGUGAAUUUCAGAUUGGUAAAUAUUAGAUUCCUCACUAACAUGACCACAUUCGUGGAAAAUGUUGAGACAGAGCCACUGAAAGGUCAUCCACCAGCUUCUCCACUGUUCUCAGUUUCUCAAGGUCACACAGAUCCCUCUCUACUUCCUGGAUUGGUGCUAAAUCCAAUGGUUCACUACGAUAAAAACUGAAAACCAUUAAAAAAAUCCUAACAGAAGAAGUGGGGAAUAGAUAACAAAAAGAGGCAGGACAUACUCACCAAGGAUUCAUUGUUGCAAUUUUCUGUGGAAUAAAAAGGAUAAUGUACAACUAUACUUUAUGCACAGUAACACAUGAUACUCAUUUUAUGAAUCUACCUGUAGGAACUGCAGAUCAUUUGUUUCCUGGAGGAGCAAUUUGUUAGAAGCUCUGAGACUAUCUAUCUCUCCGAUUUGGGCCUCCAUGAAGCCCCUUUUGGUUUCUAGCCACUCUGUCAUGUAUGUCUCCUCUGCAUCUAUGAUCUGCAUCAUCAGACGCUCAUCACCAUCCAACACAACGCGGAUUCUGUUGUACUUGUCUGCGAUUCUCUCUUUGAAGUUUGCAGCAGAUUUCUGGGAAAGACACAUAUGCAGUACAUU